Messenger RNA from Scheffersomyces coipomensis, 3051 nucleotides. It is a transcript of the gene TFC4, whose product is annotated as transcription factor TFIIIC subunit. Lineage: Eukaryota; Fungi; Ascomycota; Pichiomycetes; Serinales; Debaryomycetaceae. The transcript has a single exon. Gene Ontology annotation, biological process: transcription by RNA polymerase III. The coding region runs from base 1 to 3051 and encodes 1016 amino acids. Gene Ontology annotation, cellular component: transcription factor TFIIIC complex. Gene Ontology annotation, molecular function: protein binding. The record is from RefSeq and is a predicted model, not a curated record.
AUGUCAUCUAAUGUAUUUGAAACUUCAGAAGGUGAUUCUGCAGUGAAUAAAGCUAACAAGAUAAAACGUACCAAACCUAUUAGUGACUCAAUUGACGAUAUCGAUGAUGGUUUAGAUAAAUUAAUCAAUCAAUUUAAUGAUCUCCAUUCAGAUGAUGAUGAAGAUGAUGAUAACGAUGAUGAUGGCUUAGGUAACAUCAUCAAUCGAAAUGCACUCGAUAACUAUGAUGAAGAUGAUGAUGAUGAGGGACAUUUGUUUUUAUCUUCUACCGAAGAUGAUUAUGAUUCGAACGGUGAGUUGAUGGAAGAUGAUUAUGAUGAGAAUUAUGACUUAAAAGAUGCAUUAAGAAUGGCAGGAAAUUUCAAAGUUAGAAACAAAAAGAAAGGUAAUAGGUCAACUGCUUCUGCUUCAUCCUCAACAACAACCAAAUCUAAAUCCUAUUGGAAGCGAAAAAUGUUAAGAUCAACAAAUCGUGAAUUAGAUCCAGAAGUUAGAAUCAAUUUAUCAUUAGCUAAUGAAGCGUUUGUAAGAAACGAUUUACAAGUAGCUCAAAACCUUUAUCUCGAAGUUAUUAAAAAGGAUCCUAAGAAUUUCAAUGCUUAUAAGACGUUAGGAGAAAUUUAUAAACAACAAGGAAAAUUAAAUGAGUGUUGUAAUUGUUGGUUAUUGGCUGCUAAUAUUCAUCCCUGGGAUAGUCAGUUUUGGGGUAAUGUUGGAGAGUUAUCAAGUCAAUUGGGCCAUAUUGAUCAAGCUAUUCAUUGUUAUAGUAGGGCAAUUCAAUCAGAUACCAAUAAAAGCUAUCGAUUUGUAUUGGAAAGAGCUAUCCUCUAUAAGGAAAAAAAACAAUAUGGUAGAGCUUUAGAGGGAUUUCAAAGAGUAAGAUUACAAUUUCCUACUGAUUCAAAUAUUAUAAAGCACUUGGCUAGUGUAUAUGUUGAACAAAAAAGAUUGAACGAUGCCAUUAACUUAUACAUGAGGAUUCUAGACAAUAAUAUUAAUCCUAAUCUAAAUCUUAAUUCCAAACAAAAAUAUCCCAAGUUUGGAUGGGCAGAAUUAAACAUCUUAUUAGAAUUAUAUAUCCAACAGCAUUCUUGGAGAGUCGGGAUUAAAGUUAUAAAACUAGCAUCAAGAUGGUUGCAGAACCGUGAAAAUGAAACUUGGUGGGAUGAUAAUGACGAUGAUGCUGAGUUUGACGAGAAGAAGAGAUUCGAAGUCUUAGAUAAAUUAGUUACUGAUGAAUCCUCAGAAGAAACUCGCAAGAAGUUUUACCAUUUACCAAUUGAUAUAAGAUAUAAGAUCGGUAAUCUUCGAUUAGGAUUGAAUCAAAAAUCAAUAGCCAUGAACCAUUUUGAUUAUUUAUUAGAAGAUGAAGAAGAUAUAGCUGAUUUAUUCUUUGAAGCCGGAAAAGUUCUUGAAGAAAGUGGUUACCACGAAGAAGCAUUAACAUUUUUGACAAGAGCAUCCCUAAGCGACGAAUUUAAUACAUCUACUGAAUUAAUUAACUUGUUAGGAAAAUGCUUCAUAGAAGUUGGAGAUUAUAGCCAGGCAAAAGAUGCUUAUGAAACUUUAUUACACCACGAGCCUGAUAAUUUGGAUUAUAAAUUGGCAUUGGCUGAGGCAUUAUUCCACUUAGGCGACGAGAGAGCUGGUCGCUUAAUUGUUGAAGUUUACAAGAAGCAUCCAACGGGUGCAACUACUCUAGAAGUAGAUGAUAUUGAAAUACCAAAUAAAGAUGACGAAAAUAACAAUCUUUCAUUGAUUAAGAAUCAAAAAUUAAUUCGAAGUAAGUCAACCAAAUUGUCAGACCAAGAGAAGUUAGAAAUAGAAAACAACGCCAAACGUACCGUUCUUGAGAAAUAUAGAAGAAUGAUAAGAUUAGAAGAAUCAAUUAAUCAAGGUGAUAAAGUUGCUGUUACCGCAUGGAUGCAAUUAGCAUCACAAUUGGUAGAAAUGUUUAUGAGAGUUCGAAGUUUCUUCCCUCGAGAUAAAAACAGAACCUUCAAAGGGAUUGUUUUAUACAGAAGGAAAAAGCAAAUGGGAAUUGAUGAAAAAUUAGCCAGAAUGUAUAAUUUAUAUGAAGGGAUUGUCAAUGACGAAAAUUAUUCACGUCAAUUUUUAACUUCAAAAACAGAAUAUCGUGGUCUUAAUUAUAAUGAAUGGUUUAUAAUAUUCAUUCAAUACGCUAUAUUUCUAUCUAAAUUUGAUAACAAUGUUGAUUAUGGUAAUGAAAUUAUCGAAGUUGCUAUGUCUGUUAGUGUUUUUGUCCAAGACAAACAGAAAGAAGCUCUUUUACGGAUAUUGAAGUUAAUAAUAGGAAUUGAAAAAGAUGAAGCAAGUACUACUAUAACUACAUUCGUUAGAUUCUUUUUGAUCGCCAACCAAUUUUCCCCAUUCAUUUAUAAGUUUUUCAUCUGUUGUUAUGCAUCAGGAAUCAGAUGUUGGGACACAUUCACCAAUUAUAAUCAUCAAAAAUUCUUUUUACGUCAAUUGAAGGCUUAUGAUUCCAUUAUUCAAAAUAAAAGACUAACAGGAAUGGCAACUAUAACGGCUGAUGUUAAGAAUUUUAAACUUGCACGCGAGCAUCCUGAUUUGUUAUAUGUUUACGCUAAUUUAUUGGGUGGUAGUAGAAGUUAUGUAUCAUCAGUUGUCUAUCUCAAUCGUGCCUAUAAAGAAUAUAAUAAAGAUCCUAUGAUAUGUCUUGUGUUGGGUUUGGCUCAUGUUCAUCGAUCCAUGCAAAGAUUAACCAACAAUAGACAUAUUCAAUUACUACAGGGAAUUAGUUUCAUCUUAGAAUACAGAGACUUGCGUGAAAAGGACUCAACUGACUAUGAAAUACAAGAAAUUGAGUAUAACUUAGGCAGAUUGUUUCAUAUGUUAGGGUUGUUUUCAUUGGCGAUAAAUCAUUAUAAUAAAGUGUUUAAAUAUCAUGACACCUUAGAGGAUACUUACGAUUUACUGGUUGAUGCUGCCUAUAAUUUGACAUUAAUUUAUAACAUCAAUGGUAAUUCACUAUUAGUCCGUGAUUUAACUGAAAAGUAUUUAACUGUAUAA